Messenger RNA from Dunckerocampus dactyliophorus (ringed pipefish), 3348 nucleotides. RefSeq names its product phosphatidylinositol-5-phosphate 4-kinase, type II, gamma a (gene pip4k2ca). Gene Ontology annotation, molecular function: phosphatidylinositol kinase activity. NCBI's taxonomy places the organism in Eukaryota, Metazoa, Chordata, Actinopteri, Syngnathiformes, Syngnathidae. Gene Ontology annotation, biological process: phosphatidylinositol metabolic process. Bases 278 to 1531 code for a protein of 417 amino acids. The transcript has 10 exons. The record is from RefSeq and is a predicted model, not a curated record.
ACAUCGCUGGGCUGGAGGGGGCGGUGAUGGGCUGUCAACCAUUAUUAUUUCGACGGUCUUAUGAGGCGCGGUUGAAGUUGAAGAAUGAUCUAUCCAUGUAGUUUAAAUUGUGAAAAAUAUUGUGUCAUUGAAACACAUUCGGAGUUAAAAGUGUGACAUUGAGUGAUAUCGGGAAAAGGUGCCUCCGUUAGCUGAGCAACAGUUAGCCUUCAUUCAGGAAGACGUUGUUAGCAGCAGCUCUCGCGACGCUGACGCAGACACCCCAACUGUGGUGGUCAUGGCUUCGCUCGGUAACUCGGCGGCCACCUCCAGUCCUAUGGUAGUCCUGGCGCCCAAGACUAAGACGAAAAAGAAACACUUCGUUCAGCAGAAGUUGAAAGUGCUUCGAGCCAGCGACCCUGUACCGAGCGUCUUUAUGUGGGGCGUUAAUCACUCGAUUAACGACCUCAACCAGGUGCCAGUUCCUGUCAUGUUGCUCCCUGAUGACUUUAAGGCCAACACUAAGAUCAAAGUUAAUAACCACCUCUUUAACAAAGAAAAUCUUCCUGGGCAUUUUAAGUUCAAGGAAUACUGUCCUCAAGUCUUCAGAAAUCUAAGGGAGCGAUUUGGUAUUGAAGAUCUGGACUAUCAGGUGUCAUUGACUCGCAGCCCUCCGACAAGGACCGUUGAUGACCGAGGAGAAGGUCUGCUCCUUAACUCCUAUGACCGUACGUUGAUCAUCAAGCAAAUCUCCAGUGAGGAUGUAGCAGAUAUGCACAGCAUCCUGUCAGAGUAUCACCAGCACAUAGUCAAGUGUCACGGUAGCACCCUGCUGCCUCAGUUUCUGGGAAUGUACCGGGUCAGCGUGGAGAGUGAAGAGACCUACCUGAUCGUCAUGAGGAACAUGUUCAGCCACAGACUGGUUGUACACAGGAAGUAUGACCUGAAGGGUUCUCUGGUGGAUCGUGAAGCAAGCGACAAAGAACGCGGUAAAGAACUUCCCACCUUCAAGGACAUGGACUUCAGGAACAACAUGCAGAAGGUGUAUGUCACAGAGGAGCAGAAAGAAAAGUUAAUGGAGAAACUAAACCGGGAUGUGGAGUUCCUGGUGAAGCUGAAGAUCAUGGACUACAGCUUGCUGCUCGGUAUCCAUGAUAUAGGCCGAGCUGAGAGGGAGGAGGAGGAAGGUGAGGAGGUUUCCAACGAGGAAGACCAGGAGGCAGAGAACGGCCUGGUGCCAGGACCUACUGUGGGAUCUUAUGGCACCUCUCCGGAGGGAAUAGCUGGUUACAUGUCCUCCUGCAAACCUCUUGGACCUGGGGAGUUUGACCCUUAUGUGGACGUGUACGCUCUCAGCAGCUGCCCAGGAGCCCCUCAGAGGGAGAUCUACUUCAUGGGCCUGAUUGAUGUAUUAACUCAGUACGAUGCCAAGAAGAAAGCAGCUCAUGCAGCCAAAACUGUAAAACAUGGGGCGGGCGCUGAAAUCUCCACCGUACACCCAGAGCAAUAUGCCAAACGAUUCCGUGACUUCAUCUCUAACAUUUUUGCAUAAAAUUCAGCUGCAAACACAACACUCAAAGCCUCUUACCAUUGACCAAAAAUAAUGUGUGCACAGGAAAUAUUUUUAAAGUGUUGAUAUGAGGAAACACUACUUCCAAUGUGUAGAUAGAUAGUGAACUGCAUAUAUUUAUUUUUAAGAUUUCGAUAUUAAGCACUCUUGAAAAGUUAAAUAUUCAGCUAUCGGUGACGUUGAUCAGUGUUCAGUGUAUUAGAACAGAUCAGAACAGAUUUUACCCUUUUGCUGCUGUGUUACUUUUUGGAACCAGUGAAAGUAAGAAGAAAAUGAUAGCAUUUUUCCAGUUAAAACGACCCUUUGUAGCUAUUUGGCAAAGCAAGAAUGACGUCUGUGCUAAGCAUGCUCAAAAGGCUGUCCUUCCUCACGUUUCCAUUUCUAACACUAGAGGCCGCUGUUGCUUCGUUGAAUUUAAUUCAAAUUGGCAUUACCAGGUGCUGUCCCUCUUUGCCUCUAAAUUAUACUUUUUUUAAACCAAAAAAUAUGAACACCACCGGCUAGCAUAUGUUACCAAUAGUGGUUUAAAAGAACAGAUUUAACAAAUGUGUCUUAAUUGAUUACAAUUUGAAGUUUAACUUUGUAAACAUUUUUGUUCGCCCAGAAUAAAAUGAUUGGCGUUUAUGGCUUUCACUCACCACUGUCUUGUAUACACGUACAUGUCCGUAGUGCGUGCACAUACACAACAGCAUUCUCAAAGAAGCGACUGACAAUUUGGACUCGGUGUUGUUAUAAGCAAUACUUCCGCUAACAUUAGUAGCCAAAUUUUGCCAUAUCGCUAUAAUAAGCAAGCUGACAGCAAACAUAACUAAUGCGCAUGAGUGUGUUUUACGUGGGGCGUGGCUUGCAAUGUCGGAGCAGGAAAAGGGGGGGGGUUUAUAAUGCAUUUCUUCCCCCCCCCCCCCCCCCCCCCCUGCAGUACCUAACCAAGGCAGACAGCACCUUUUAACACACAAACGGUACAAUAUUCCCCAUUCAAACAUACAUGUUCACAAGUCUUACACCUCAGUGAUGAAGACACAUCCUAGCUUGAACAAAAAAAUUAACAAUUUACAAACCAACCCAUUCCAGGAAGCCAUAGCCAAUGAGUUGACACAGAGCAGACAUGAAGCCAUUCAUUUCAGCAAGAAAGUUAAUAUCACAAAAGUUAAUUUAUAACCUUAAAGGAGAUAGGUAAAUACAGUUUGGACCAACUACCAGUGAGUGCCAAAUAAGUGCAAAUGAAGCAUUAAUCCAAGCAGAAUUUACACUUGGUGUGCAAUUAAUGUGAGCGCAGUGCUAAAGGAACCUAUCCUUUUUAAAGGACCACACUACAGUUUAUUUAAGGGCAUAGAGGAGGAUGAUUGAAUUUACUGACGGAAUUCAAAUCAUAUCAGUAGGUCUGUUAACACAGUUGCCAGCCUGCAUGUCUUUGCUGCCAUAAGCCUGUAAAGUGGAGCAAGCAAACCUUUAAGUCUCAUCCUGCCUUCACAAUUCAUUUCGCCUCAGUGAUGCAGAAUUCCAUAUGAGAAGACAGCCUUGAUAUGAGCCAACCUGCUAACUUGGACUCAUUGAAGAUGGUAUAAAAAUAUCUAGCAAUAGAACUGUUGUCUGUGUAUUGUAACUUUUUCAGAUUUGGUGAUUGAUGUUUCAUUCUAUGGUGCAGUGAGCCUUAACACAAUGCAGCAUUCCAAAAAGUGGCAUGGCAGUGUACAUUAUACACGCUGUAUGAGGCCUCAUUGUCAAUGAUUCAUUGCACAUGUAUUUUUGCAAAUCAGCUUUAUGACCAAAAUAUAUUUUACAAAAAAAUGCCUGGAAAG